Molecule: messenger RNA, 981 nt
Organism: Cordyceps militaris CM01
Lineage: Eukaryota; Fungi; Ascomycota; Sordariomycetes; Hypocreales; Cordycipitaceae
Product: Aminoglycoside phosphotransferase
Exons: 1
Coding region: 1-981 (326 amino acids)
Source: RefSeq, a predicted model, not a curated record
AUGAUUCUCCUCGAGGACAGCUCUCAAGAGCUCCAGGAGCCUCCUCGGGAGCAUUGGGCCUGUCUCCCCGAGCUCCCUCUAUUCUCUGGGCCGACCGUUCCGACCCUUGGACGCCGGUUUUUCAAGCAUUCUCCCACCACCAUCCUGAAACUUGGAGCGGACCAUGGCGAGGGCAUCAUGACGGCGCUCGCCCAUUUCAUCCUGGGCCCCUGCGUCCCGCGCGUCAUCAGCAUCGUCACGGUCUCGGUGACAACCUCGGGCGUCUCGGGGUCCAACCGCACCAGGCAUGGCCUCGUCCUCACGCACCAGCCAGGCACGCCACUCGUCCAGCUCUGGCCCUCGCUCACGCUUCCGCAGCGCGCCGCCGUCAAGGCAGAGCUCUGCCGGCUUCUGGUGCUCAUGCGUGCCCGCCGCUUCUCCUACUACGGACGACCCACGCGACAGCCGUACAUCUUCGUCACAGAGUUGGGCACAGAGACGUUUGCCAGCUGCGCCUCCCGCGCAGAGUGGGACGACUCGCGCGUCCACGCGCUGCAGAACAAUACCACGGACGCCGAACGUGCAGCCCACCUCGAGCGAGUGCAGCGUGGCACCGCCGCCGGCGCGGGUGGUUGGGACCGUCCUGUGCUCACGCAUGGGGACUUGUCUGACCGGAAUAUCCUCGUGGAUCCGGACACGCUCGCGGUGACGGGCUUUAUAGACUGGGAAAUGGCCAACAUCAUGCCCGCUUACUUUGAGUACGUCGCGGCACGACUGUCUGGGGGCCAUCAGCCGGCGUGGAGGAAGGAGCUGUUGGAUGUGCUGAGGUCUGUUUUGCGCUGCGAGUGCGACACUGGGUGCCAGGGAGACGUGGGUGCUGCCAAUCUUGAUCAAGAAUACGACGUAUAUGGGAGGACGUUGGCGGCGUGGGAUGCUGUUGUUGAUGUCGAGAGAAUCGCGCAGGGAUAUGAUGACGACUGUGCAUGGACUUUUAAUACUUGA